CUGACCAGAGCACACAGAGCUGACUAGGGAGACUGGCCAGGGCCGGAGCUGUAGUCGCCUGGCAGAGAGAGGCCAAGCCUGGCAGUGGGGGAAACUGAGGCAGGGGUGUCGCCCUGGAGACUGAUGGUCAGGGCUGGACCUACUUGGGCCAGGGUCCUGCCCUCCAGCUGGGUCCAUUAUCUACUUGCUGGGGUCUGAGUAGGGGUCUGACCUAGGGACCCAGGGCAGACUCGGGGGGGGCCCUGCUCCUGCCAUCUGACUACGGCUGUGAGCCUACCAGGCCCAUCACCCAAGAGAGCAUGAGUGAGCAGGAGAGGGAGACAGAGGAGGAUGAGGGAGGGACCAUUUCAGACACAGCACCCAUGCUGCCCCGAAGGCUUCCUGACCUCCAGGCGUCAGUCCUGAUGUCUCCAGGGUGGGCAGGCCUGGCUGCCCAAGGCCUUGGGACCCUGCAGCUGCCCAGUCAGAUUCUGGCCGGACUCCUGCUCCACCUGCUGCUGCCUGCAACCGUGUUCCUGCUGGUGCUGCUGCCGGCAGCUGCCAUCGUCUAUUUGGGGUUCCUGUGCCACUCGAGGGUUCACCCGGCGCCCCACCCCGCGUGCCGCGCGCUGCUCUCGGACCGCAGCUCCACGACGCUCAUCGUGUUGGGCUUCCUCUCGCUGCCUCCACUGCUGGUACUCGCUUCGGCCACCCGCGCCCGCCUGGCCCGAUGCCUCCGCCCGCUGCUGCCUCUCCCCACUUGGACACCCGUACCCCGCCGCCACCCCGACGGGGAGGAGCAGCUCUGCUCCUGUUUGUGACCCCCAGCGGCCCUCCAAAGGACCCGAGACCUCCAAAUACAGGAAGGCCCCCGAAUUUCCCUCGUGACCCCCAUAAGGUGGCCCCACCGGCGAGCUUGGGGUCUGCGUCCAGGUCCGGCGGGAAUACCGUGUGCGUGCCUCGGGGCUCGUGCGUAGUGCUCGGAAUGACCACGAGAUGGCACCGGACUCUCCCGGACCAGGGUUGGCCCUUCCCCACCCCCGCUGGCACCCCUGCUGCUGAGUGGCUGGGAAGCCCCUAGAAAGAGAAAUGGCUCUCAGAGAAGGGGCAUGUGGCCAGGCUCCGAAAGGUGGCCUUCUUGGCUUCUGCCACUGCGGCUGCCCUGAGCUCCGGCUCCCACACAAAGAGCCGCCCCUGUGGGCCCCAUGUCUGGUCAGUCAGCCGGCCUCCAGAGAGUUCAGAAGUGGUGAGACUUCCACACUCCACCAGAGCAGGCAUCUCUAGAAGCUCAGUGGUGGCCAGCAGACUCAGGGCUUGCAGGGCUCACCAGAGUAAGGGCUCAGUGUGUUGUCUCUGGAUAAUUUUAAGGUCUCUUUUCUUUCGCGUUCUGAGCUUUCUCGUUGUGGAUAUGUUCUUAAUUCUCCAUUUGGUCUAUGUGGUGUUUCCCGUUCCUAGGAAUUCAUAUAUUUCAUCAGUGCUGGAGAAGUCUCAGCCAUUAUCUCUUAAAUUCUGCCUCUCAUUCUUUGUAUGGAUGCUUUCUUGGGGAACACCUGUUAAAGGAAUGCUUCACCUUUUUCUUUUAACUCCAUGUCAGCUCAUCUGUCGUAUUUUCCAUCUCCUUGUGUCUCUGCUGCAUUCUGGACACUUCCUUCAUCUCCCUCUUCCAGGUCACUACUCAUCUGCUGAUUAACUCAUGCAUUUAAUUAUAAAUUAUUAUAGUAUACUUAAAACUUAUACUUGCUUCUUUUUCAAAUCUGAGCAUUUUUGAUGGUCACUUGGUGGCAUGCUCGGUUUUUGGAUUCCAGCUUCAAUUUCUUGAACAAUUCACAGCAUUUUUUUUAUAUUCUGUGCCUAACAAUUCCAACGUCUUAGUCUUUGGGUGUCUAUGUUUGUUGUGUUGUUUCUGCUGAUUCUCACUAAUAGCAUGUUGUUUCUUUGAAUGAUUGCUAAUUUUUGAUUGCCAGACCACACAUGUGAAAAUCCUGAGGCUGUGAGUUACCGCCAGCCUGUCCCCCAUUAGGUCCUGCCCUGGGAGUCCCUGUGCAGUGGCCACCCGGGGGUCCCUGACUGCGGUGUGGCUCCCAGCUCUGUGUCCAGGAAACCGCUGCUUUCCUAUCUGCUUUCUUGCGUCAUCUUCAUUUCUGCUCACUCUUCUGCUUAUUUAUCUACUUUCAGUGUUUAAUUUGGGGGGGAAGGGGCUUGGAGAUAUUUGCUUCCUUAUAACCUGGCGGUGUAU
Messenger RNA from Rhinolophus ferrumequinum (greater horseshoe bat), 2215 nucleotides. RefSeq names its product transmembrane protein 88B (gene TMEM278). The transcript is spliced from 2 exons. NCBI's taxonomy places the organism in Eukaryota, Metazoa, Chordata, Mammalia, Chiroptera, Rhinolophidae. Gene Ontology annotation, biological process: negative regulation of canonical Wnt signaling pathway. Gene Ontology annotation, cellular component: plasma membrane. The record is from RefSeq and is a predicted model, not a curated record. Bases 300 to 800 code for a protein of 166 amino acids. Gene Ontology annotation, molecular function: PDZ domain binding.